Molecule: messenger RNA, 1734 nt
Organism: Caenorhabditis remanei
Lineage: Eukaryota; Metazoa; Nematoda; Chromadorea; Rhabditida; Rhabditidae
Exons: 6
Coding region: 1-1734 (577 amino acids)
Molecular function (GO): protein binding
Source: RefSeq, a predicted model, not a curated record
AUGUCUAUCGUUAACACAACAGAGUGUAUAAUUUGUUAUAAUGAAUAUGAUACUGAUUCACGAAAACCUUGCAUCGGUACAUGUGGCCACUCAAUUUGUGAAAAUUGUAAACAUCAGAUGGUCUCUUCAAAAUGUCCGCAGUGCAACCGAGAAGAAGCUUUUGCAAUUACCACUAUCAAUUAUCAAGUUUUAGAACUAAUUAAGCACUUCAAAAGCAUGCAAGCGGGCGGAUCAUCGUCAGGACAAUCGUUAUUAGAUGAUGCAAAAGGUCUCGACGAAGGAACUUGUAGUGAAUGUACAUUAAGGUCUCGAAAACUGAGGUUAUGUGUCACUUGUGCGGUAAAAGCCGGAGUAUUAAAACAUGACGAAAAGAAAAAGGAGUUUGUCCUGAAUGUUGAGAACAACGAUAUAGAAGCAGCUCUGCAGAGAGCCAAGAAAAUUGCAAUUUGUGGGGAUUGUGCACUAGAUGGAGUUCAACACGAAGGUCACAAAACCAUGCAAUUGGCUGUUUUGAAAAACAAUUUGGAAGACAAAGUACCCGCUUCUGUUGAGGAGAAAGUGAAUCAAAUGCAGAAAAACGCUGAUCAAAUAUGCGAAGAAUUGGCUGAUAAAUUCAAGGGAACAAUUAACUCGCUUAAAAAAUACUUUGAGCACUUCAACCUAUUGCCCGCUACCGAAAGGAAAAUACAUUUCAAUAAUAUCGAAGCAAGCAUAGAAAAAGUGAAUGAUACUAUGUCACUGACUAGAGAUGCUGUGAAAAGACUGGACAUAUUGAAUAAUGAGUUUCAAGAUAGUGCAGAUGUAGUCAAAAACAAUGCAAAAGCAGUCACAAAAGCUACUACCGUGUUUGUAAAUAUGGAUCCAGUUCUUGUCGCAGACCGCAAACAAAGUGCCCGCGAACCACUUCUCAUUGGUCUCUUCAAUCCAAAAGACAACGUUUGGACACCAGUUGGACGAAUGCCGAACCCGAAAUCAAACUAUGCGGUGGCGAGUAACAAAUCGCAAAUCUUCAUAGUCGGAGGAAUGAACAAUGGAUCAUGGCUUCAGAACGUUGAGAUGUAUGACAAGGACAAGAAUUUGAGACGAGAUUGCAAUCGAUUAAAACGUGGUCGAACUCGUACAUCUGCCGGAUUCCACAACAGCAAAAUGUAUGUCGCCGGAGGAUACGAUAGCACGUAUAUGAGUUCCGUCGAAAUUUUCGAUCCGGAUCAUGGAGAUUGGAGAGACGGACCGAAUCUUCGACGGCCUAGAGCGGAUGGAGCAGUAGUUUCAUGUAAUGGGGAACUUUAUGUUCUUGGAGGUUUCAAUGGAAAAGAGUACGAAGAGAAAAUCGAAAAAAUGAUCGAUUCAACACAAAGGUUUGAAGAAGUUGGUGAAAUGCAAGGGAGUCGAGCUGGAUUUGCUGCAUGUGCAUUCCGUGGUAGAAUUUAUAUUGCUGGUGGAUGGAGUAACUCGAGUAAUACGUUGAGAUCUGUCAGAAGUUAUGACCCGAUGACGAACUCAUGGAGAGAUGAACCAUCGUUGAAUAAGGACAGAAAAUACUUUACACUUCAUGCAACGAGUAAAACGAUAUAUGCUAUUCGCGGGUGUGCCGAUAGUUGGAGUUUGAUCAACGAAGUGGAGAAGUUCGAUGCAGAUGGACAGAAAUGGGACAUUAUCAGCUGUUCUGCUGUUACAUCCAACGCGAACACUUCGCAGACUUCACAAACAAAUGAGCAGCAGGCUGUCACUUGA